Molecule: messenger RNA, 924 nt
Organism: Pristis pectinata (smalltooth sawfish)
Lineage: Eukaryota; Metazoa; Chordata; Chondrichthyes; Rhinopristiformes; Pristidae
Product: dual specificity testis-specific protein kinase 2-like
Exons: 7
Coding region: 166-924 (252 amino acids)
Biological process (GO): protein phosphorylation; actin cytoskeleton organization
Cellular component (GO): cytoplasm; nucleus
Molecular function (GO): ATP binding; protein serine/threonine kinase activity
Source: RefSeq, a predicted model, not a curated record
CAGCCGUGCAGCUGGGCGACAAAAGGAACUCGGGAACGGCCCGGAUGGAUAAACUCUCAGUAGGUGCGAGUUUGGCGGCCCUGUGAACUGGGCGGUGUGUCAGUCCAAAUAAGUAAAGAUUCUGGCUGCUAAAAUGUGAAAGUCACGUUGGCUGAAUUCUUUGGAAUGGAUCGAAAUAAAAGAAAUUCAAUAGCAGGUUUACCAUCAAGACAUGAGCGACUGGAAGAUUUUGAAGGCAGCAGAGAAGGUGGUGGCAUUGGUCAAUCAACAACAGUGUUUCCUUCAUCAUACAGAGCCCUAAGUAGUGCUGUUUCCAGACUUACUAGGCUUGAUGACUUUAUCUGUGAAAAAAUUGGAUCUGGAUUUUUUUCUGAAGUCUACAAGGUGCGCCACAGAACAUCAGGGCAAGUAAUGGCACUGAAGAUGAACAAAAUGAUCAGUAAUAGAGCAAAUAUGCUGCGGGAAGUGCAAUUAAUGAAUCGCCUUUCUCACCCCAACAUUCUCAGGUUUAUGGGUGUUUGUGUUCAUGAAGGCCAACUGCAUGCAUUAACUGAGUAUAUUAAUAGAGGGAACCUUGAACAGUUGUUGGACAGCAGUGAUCAUCUUUCCUGGCCUGUUCGGAUCAAGAUAGCGCAUGACCUUGCCUCUGGACUCAGCUACCUGCACUCAAAGGGUGUCUUUCAUCGGGAUCUGACUUCUAAGAACUGCUUAAUUAAAGUGGAAGAUGAUAGAUACACUGGAGUGCUGGGUGACUUUGGUCUGGCAGAGAAAAUCCCUGACAAUGUGAGUGCAGAAAAGCUGUCAGUGGUUGGAUCACCUUUUUGGAUGGCUCCAGAAGUGCUACAUAAUGAGCCUUAUAAUGAAAAGGUAUGUGUUAAUUCUGACUUGAGUAGUAGUUUGAUCAAAGACCUUGGGGAAAAUUAA